UUCCUGUCUCCUGGGCUUGGGUUCUAAACACUCCCACCAAAUAAAAUAACUCUCUACUUUCACGUGGUGGCUAACAUUUUAGUCUAUUGUUUUCAUCUAACGCCUGGAACUCGGGAUUCCAUUAAGAGAAGAGUCAGGAUGAGUGCUCACAACCCACCCAGACUUGUGAACUUGGCAGCAAUGAGCCUGUUGAGAGAUGAGGCCUUGGCCAUCUGCUCUUUGGAGUAUCUGCCCCUGGAGCUCUACCCACCACUAUUCGUGGCCGCCUUCUCUCUCAGACGCAGUGAGACCCUGAUGGCCAUGGUGCAAGCCUGGCCCUUUGCCCACCUGCCUCUAGAGAGGCUGAUGAAGAGGCCUCACCAAGAAACCUUAGAAGCAGUGCUGGAUGGACUUGAUGUCCUGCUGGCCCAGGAGGUUCACCCCAGGAAGUGCAAACUGUGGGUGCUGGACUUGAGAAAUACUGGCCAGGACUUCUGGAACAUGUGGUCUGGAGACAUGUACCAUGUGUUCUCAAGCUCACUGAUGGCAUCAGUGGCUAAAGACAUGUCAAGGACAAAGCAUCCCUUGGCUCCCUUGGAGAUGUACAUAAAUCUGUGGCUCAAGAAAAAGACCUUGGGCAAAUUCCUCAGCUACCUCUUCAGGUGGGAGGAACAGCGAAAAGGCUCCAUACACCUGUGCUGUAAGAAGAUGAGAUUGUUUCAAGGUCCAAGGAAAAUAUUAAGAAAGUUCUCAGUAUGGUGA
Molecule: messenger RNA, 741 nt
Organism: Cervus elaphus (red deer)
Lineage: Eukaryota; Metazoa; Chordata; Mammalia; Artiodactyla; Cervidae
Product: PRAME family member 5-like
Exons: 3
Coding region: 139-741 (200 amino acids)
Cellular component (GO): cytoplasm
Source: RefSeq, a predicted model, not a curated record